AUGAAGAACCUAUCUACGUCUAACUAUGGGACUGGGCAACAAAGUAAGCGCCUCGCUUGCGAUAGGUGCCGUACCCAGAAGCUCAAAUGUGUUCGUUCAGAGCUAUCUGAGACCUGCCAGCGCUGUGACAAGGCUAGGGCGAAGUGUAAUUUUGGGCUCCCACUUCCUCCCGGGCGACCUCUAGCUACAGGGGCCCUUUCUGGUGAAAAUGUCCUAAGAGAGACUCCGGGCCCUACUAUAACGUCUCUGCAACAGGCAGAACUUAAUUAUUCCAGAUCAUCGCUUGUCUAUGAACAGAAUCACUCGAGUGACAAAAAUGGAACGAUAUCUGCUGCUGGGAAGCAUCGCUCACUCGACCCUUUUAGCCAUGAGAUAGGACCGUCUCAAGCAACCAACCUUGACAGUGAAAAUUUAUUCAAUGAGAUAUACGACCAUGCCGAUACAGCGGAACUGGAUCCUGCCAUCUUCGGGACGUGCUCAACUGCUAGUCCCACCACCGACAACUCAUCGCCGUGGCGAGGUAUGGAACAGCACAACGAUGGUAGCGGGGAAUUAAUGAACUUCUCUAAUAAUGAAUACUCGGGCCGAAGAUCUUCAACUCACAGCCAGAGACUGGACAUGCUUCUUCACUCGGCGACAGACCAAAGGCAUAAUAAUGAGCGUGCUCUAGACACCCAUAAGCCAGGCUUACAUAGAAAUAUAUCAAAUAUGGGCAGAUUGGAAAGCGAAGCUGUGGGUAGCCAGAUCUCCUUGAUGCAGAGGCUGACCGAGUUGGGUAGCGUCAUGUAUAAGAUUCAGAGCACAUAUUGCCCAGAGGAGCAUGGCGGUCGGCCUGUUGCCGUCUCCGAAACAUUUCCAACAGAGCUUGCAGGAAAGGUGCUGCAAUCGGCUAUAGAGUUCCUCCAGUUUCUUCGACACUUUUUUUUAGAGGAACAGUAUCCACCUUCAAGGAGCGGUUCGCUCAUUCACCACCAUGACCUGUCCAUGAACGAUAUUGGUGGUACAAAAGACAUGGGCUACCAUCGUGUGUCUAAUUCCUACUCGAUGUUUUUCGAAAAAAAGCCUUGGUCCCAAAGUGUCCAGCCGUCGCCACGAUCAUCCGAUAAAAAGUCGUCCAAUCGCGUACGCGCUGUCGACAAACCAGCCAUACUGCAGCUUAUUGCAAAUUAUAUAAGACUACUGCAGUUGUAUCUCCUGCUCUAUAAUGCGGUAUAUGAAUAUACCCAUCUUAUGGAGCUAGACCUUCGCCCCAUCCAACCCAUUUGGAGCGAUUUAAAUAUUGGUGGUGCAUCACUAUGCCAAUUCGCCGACCUCCAAAUAAGAUUCGUACUACAGAUAGCGGCUCGCUUACUAGAGGAGGUAGAAGGUUUAUUAGGUCUCUCAGAUGGUUGUCGGGUUAGCAAGAAGGCGACAGGUGAGGGAAGUGGGAUAUUGGGAGCAAAUGUCACCUCUCGUUUCGUCGAGAUGUGUAUGUCUGACGCGACUACGAGUACUGACCAAGAUCGAGGUGUUAUUACGCGACUGCGGGAUCUCAUGCACUGUAUGACGAGCAUGCUCGAUACUCCCACCCGCUCUUAA
Molecule: messenger RNA, 1578 nt
Organism: Daldinia childiae
Lineage: Eukaryota; Fungi; Ascomycota; Sordariomycetes; Xylariales; Hypoxylaceae
Exons: 1
Coding region: 1-1578 (525 amino acids)
Biological process (GO): regulation of DNA-templated transcription
Molecular function (GO): zinc ion binding; DNA-binding transcription factor activity, RNA polymerase II-specific
Source: RefSeq, a predicted model, not a curated record